Molecule: messenger RNA, 1995 nt
Organism: Thalassophryne amazonica
Lineage: Eukaryota; Metazoa; Chordata; Actinopteri; Batrachoidiformes; Batrachoididae
Gene: atg4c
Product: autophagy related 4C, cysteine peptidase
Exons: 10
Coding region: 246-1691 (481 amino acids)
Molecular function (GO): protein-phosphatidylethanolamide deconjugating activity
Source: RefSeq, a predicted model, not a curated record
CAAAGCGUAAAUAUUGGAAAUGACAAGAUCAAGGACGGUAUAAUGUGUUAUUUCAACUUCUGUUGAAGAAUGUGAGUUUUUUUUGUGUGUGUGCAGCGCUACAAAAGUGACUGUACAUGGCAAAAAAGAGCUGAAGAGGCGUUGAAGUAACGUAUAUAUAUAACGUAUAUAUAUAUAUAUUGGUGUCCUCUGCAUCCAGACUUUGUCGGUUUUGUGGGAAUGGGUUUCGAUCCUCUCUGGUCCAAAUGGAAACUAAAGGGAAUGACGAGGUGGAAAAACUGAAGACAAAGUUGUUGUCGGUGUGGCACAACGUGAAGUACAGUUGGGCUUUGAAAUCAAAGACCUUGUUCAGCAGAAAUUCUCCAGUGCUUCUUUUAGGGAAAUAUUACCACUUCAAGUCUGAAGAUGAUGACAGUGUGACAGAAACCUGUUAUGAAGCCUCUAUUGAGGACUUAGUUGUGGGAAAUGUUGAGGACUUCAGGAGGGAUUUUGCAUCCCGUGUUUGGCUGACCUACCGGGAGGAUUUCCCUCCUCUGCCCGGCUCCACGUUGACCUCCGACUGCGGCUGGGGCUGCAUGCUGAGGGCUGGACAGAUGAUGUUGGCACAAGCACUUAUUCUGCAUUUCUUGGGCAGAGACUGGACCUGGUCAGGCGCACUGACGCUCCAGCCUUUAGACACAGAGACUUGGACGACCACUGCAGCCAAGCGCCUGGUAGCCUCACUGGAGGCAUCUCUGCAAGGCUCUCAGGAACCCUCUGACCCUGGAUCACCACCCUUGUCCCAAGCCCAGACUCUAGGAGCUGCAGAAGAGGCAGAUGCACACAUUAAAGAGAUGUACCACCGCACUGUGGUGUCCUGGUUCGGGGACAGCCCCUCGUGCCAACUAGGCCUGCACAGGCUGGUACAUGUCGGCCUGACACUGGGGAAACAGGCAGGGGACUGGUAUGGUCCUGCUGUAGUGGCACACAUUCUCAAGAAAGCUGUUGAAGAAGCCGCGGACCCCGGCCUGGCCGGAAUAACUGCCUACGUGUCUCAGGACUGCACAGUGUACAGUGCUGAUGUUAUCGAUAGCCACACAGCCCCAAAAGCAGGAUGGGCCUCUGUGGGGGGAUUGCACGCUCGUCCCCCAUCGAACAACCACCCGUCUGCAUCAAGCCUGCCAGACGGCCGAGCUGUCGUCAUCCUCGUGCCUGUCCGGCUGGGAGGGGAGAAGACCAACCCUGAGUACUUUAACUUGGCAAAGAACAUACUGAGUUUGGAGUACUGCAUAGGGAUCAUCGGAGGGAAGCCCACACAGGCCUGCUACUUUGUCGGAUUUCAAGAUGACAGCUUGAUUUACAUGGACCCUCAUUACUGUCAGUCUUUUGUGGAUGUCAGCAGCAGCGAUUUCCCUCUCCAGUCAUAUCAUUGCCCAUCACCAAAGAAGAUGCAUUUCAGCAAGAUGGACCCAAGCUGCACCAUAGGCUUCUAUUCUAGAAGUGUCCAAGACUACGAGAGAAUCAGCCAAGAACUGUCCAAGGUGUUGCAGCCGUCAGCGAAGGAGAAAUAUCCUGCGUUCACUUUUGCACAAGGUCACAGCAGAGAUUGCAUGGUGUCAGCUGGCCUGACCCCAGAGAAGAGAGAGUGGCCCUUUAUCCCUGACAGUAGGAGGGCGGCGGCGAACACAGCUGGGGACUUUGUGCUGCUUUGACAGCGCUGUUUACGGGUACUGACAGAGAAUUUUCCUCUUGUAGCCAAAGUGUUUCAAACUAUGAAGCCAAUGAUGAUUAUGGAAUAUGUGGCAUUUAUGUUGCUGAGCAGGUUUAGCCGAAAGUGUUUGUUACCUGGGUGAUUUCUGGCCAUGUGGAUUUACCGUCAUAUGAGUUGUUAAAGAGUAUAUAGUACAUAGUAGAGAAGCUUGAAUCUUCGACUGGACUGGGUUGCUUGACGUGAGGACGUUUCGCUUCAAAUCACAGAAGCUUCCUCAGCUAAAAUUCUUGCUCUGGUAGUCUGAC